CCCUGUCUUAAUUUCUGAUAGCGUCAUUUGGAAUGGGAAGAAGGGAUCUGACUAAACUCUAAAAUGUGUUCCAUGUGUUUUGUGCACAAAAUCUGAGUUUUUAGAAACAAUCCAUCUACGUUCCUGUUGAAGACGAAAGUCUUUUGUCGUCAACAUGGACUUCCAGAACAGAGCAGGGGGCAAGACAGGAGGCGGCGGAGUCGCCUCCGAGUCGGAGAGUAACAGAGAUCGCAGGGAGAGAUUGAGACAAUUGGCCCUGGAAACUAUCGAUCUCAAUAAGGAUCCAUAUUUUAUGAAGAAUCAUUUGGGUUCCUAUGAGUGCAAGUUGUGCUUGACGCUACACAACAACGAAGGUAGCUACCUGGCCCACACACAGGGAAAGAAACAUCAGUCAAACCUUGCGAGAAGAGCAGCCAAGGAGGCAAAAGAUGCCCCAGCACAGCCGGCCUUGUUGGAGAAGGCAAAAGUAGACAUCAGGAAGUUUGUCAAGAUUGGACGGCCCGGUUACAAAGUGACAAAGCAGCGGGAUCCUAACAUGGGCCAACAGAGUCUUUUGUUCCAGAUUGACUACCCUGAGAUAGCUGAAGGUAUAGGACCCAGACACCGCUUCAUGUCAGCCUAUGAGCAGAGAGUUGAGCCACCAGACAAGAAAUGGCAGUAUCUGCUGUUUGCUGCCGAGCCAUAUGAGACUAUAGCAUUCAAGGUUCCAAGUAGAGAGGUCGACAAGUCGGAGGCAAAAUUUUGGACUUCUUGGAAUAAGGAAACCAAGCAGUUUUUCCUACAGUUCCACUUCAAGAUGGAACCCAAGCCAAUGCCAGGCCCAGGAGAUGGUCCCGGUCCUCGGGUCCGAUUCCCCCCGCCUGAUGAUAACCGCCUCAACCAAGGACCUCCACGUCCAGAGAUGAGAGGCCCACAUCCCCGUGGUCCCCCACCCCCUGAAGGCUUCCGUGGUGGCCCGCCCCCUCGCGGACCCCCUCCAGGUGGAUUCCAUGGUCCAAGAGGGUUUCCCCCUAAUAGACCCUUCAUGAGGGGGCCUGAUCAAGGACCCCCCAUGAGGGGUCCUGAUCAAGGACCCCCCAUGAGGGGGCCUGAUCCAGGGCCCCCCAUGGAGGGACCACCCAUGCGAGGUCCCCCACCUCCAUUCUCCGGACCUCCAUUUGGUGGGCCACCUAUGGGUGGACCACCUAUGGGUGGACCACCCAUGGGUGGACCACCCAUGGGCGGACCACCGCCACCUAUGGGUGGGCCACCUAUGGGUGGUCCUCCAAUGGGUGGACCACCUAUGGGUGGUCCUCCAGAACCCCCAACAUCUGAAGGAGCACCCACUGGACCCCCAAUGCCACCCCCAGGGAUGGGACCCCCUGGACCCCCAGGCCCUCCAGGUUCAGAGCGACCCCCCAUGCCGCCCAUUCCGCCACCCCCACCCCCAGCGAUGUUCUCAACCCCCGGGGGAAACAUACCGCCCCCUCCUGUACCCCCACCCGGUAUGCCUCAGCUACCCUCUCUGAUGGGUAUGAAGCCACCCCCUAUGCCACCCAACUUCCCCCCUCCACCCAAUGCGAUGCCCGGUGGGUUACCCUUACCUGUACCCCCUCCUCCACCCCCGGCAGUGUUGCUGCAGCCUCAGGGUAUGGAGGAGGAAGAUGAAGCAGAGGAAGACGAUGAUUGAGCUAAUCUGAGCCGGAUGUCACGGAGCCUCUUGGCAGAAAAUACCGCUAAGCACAUUUCAGGCAUGCAACUUUUCCUCAGAUCGGUUGAUUUCCUCGGAUCUGUUGAUUUCUUAGGAUCGGUUGAUUUCCUCAUUUUGUAACCUAUAAUGUCUUCUAAUAGGGCUUAGAAUUUCCUCUUUUUGGUUAUUCUCAGUUGCAUGCCUAAAUUGGUUUCUGUGGAAUUUUGCUUUUGAAAUUUAUAUAACUUUCAUGUUAUUCAUUCAGAAUUCUGUGAUGAGUUGAUGAAUUAUCUGUGUUUUUCUUAGGCUUUUAAUUCUUUUUGUAAGUUGUACAUACUAAAUUUGAUUUGCUGAAUUUCCAAGGUACAGUCCACUCUUAAUACAAACACCGACUGUUUGGUUAUAACAAACAUUAACCCGUGGUCCUGACUGUGCUUUAUGUGCACAAUGAAUGGGACCGACGCUCCUCUUAAUACAAAGUUCUGAUAUAACAAACAUUUUGGCUAGGUCCGGCUGAGUUUGUAUUAACAAGAGUCGACUGUAAAUGUAAUUGUGAAACAUUUUUAAUUAUUAAUACUACAGAGUUCAAAAUAAGAUCAGUUCCUUCAAAGAGCCAAUACUUUAUAAGGAUAGUAGUGUCAAAUGCAACACUUAAAUGUUUAACACAUAUUAUUUUUUGUUUGAAUUUAAAAAAAAAUUUAUUUAGCACAGUUAGGCCAAAAAA
Messenger RNA from Patiria miniata (bat star), 2393 nucleotides. RefSeq names its product splicing factor 3A subunit 2-like (gene sf3a2). Gene Ontology annotation, molecular function: zinc ion binding; nucleic acid binding. NCBI's taxonomy places the organism in Eukaryota, Metazoa, Echinodermata, Asteroidea, Valvatida, Asterinidae. The transcript has 8 exons. Gene Ontology annotation, cellular component: nucleus; U2 snRNP; catalytic step 2 spliceosome. Gene Ontology annotation, biological process: spliceosomal complex assembly. Bases 155 to 1669 code for a protein of 504 amino acids. The record is from RefSeq and is a predicted model, not a curated record.